Molecule: messenger RNA, 2852 nt
Organism: Xyrichtys novacula (pearly razorfish)
Lineage: Eukaryota; Metazoa; Chordata; Actinopteri; Labriformes; Labridae
Source: the annotation of a GenBank genome assembly
AUGUUUGGAUUAGAGAGGUCAGCUCCUUUAUUCUUUAUCGACUAACAGAGCUAACGACAAGCUAGCUCGGUACAGUAGCAUGUAGCCUGUAGCUGACGCGAGACUGACGCAAAAGUAACGUUUCAAGACCGUUAUUUGAAAAGGACCGUUAUUUAUUUACAGGUGGAAAUAACGGUACAGUUGCGCCUGUGCGCGCUGUGAUGUUCUGUAUUGAGUAACAAUACUUCGUGACCAUAUUUAGCCUGCUUCCUCAUUUAAAGAGCAGGUGGAUACAGCAUAUGUUGACUUAGGAUGACUUGUGUUCAUUGGCUCUUAUCUGAUGGCGGUGGCUCUUUAUGUUGACUCUUUUUAAAACAAGAGCCUCUUUGUCAGUCUGGUGUUAGAGUCUUCACAUAUCCAACUUUAGUUAAUAAAGAGGGUCACAAACGAGGAGAUGGAGUGAUCUGUAAUCUGAUGUGUGUUUGUGUUUCUCAGGAUCACAGUGUUCCUGCUCUUCUUUCUCUUUGUCCCCACAACAGUCAGAGGUGAGUAUUUAUGUAUAAAUAUAUUUUUUUACAUGUUUUAUCCAUCCAUAAAAGCCUCAUAGUGAUUUAAAAGUCACCUUGUGGUGAAGUAUUUGCGUUUCAAAAAACUGAAAGUGAAAGCUUUUUGAGGAGAGGGACCAGGCCCUUGCUCAGCUGUUCAUGGGACUUUCCAGGGUAAAAUUAAUUUAGGAUCUAACACACCAUAACACCGAGAUAGACACCCCCUCCAGAGAUUAAUGUUGUCGACAGCUUGCUUCUCUAGUUACACCAACUUUAGUAACAACCGUACAGAAGCAAGACAGAGCAGUCAACCUAAACGCCACUCUGUAGCCACAAAUAAUGCUCAGAACAGCACCUAACUUCAUCAACAGGACAUACAGGGUCACAGACAUAGUACUAGACACCAAACAUAUUUUUAACUUUGACUCAUUUCUUCAGCAAAGACUCACCUACUCUCCUCCAGCAGCUGCUUGUUUGUAGCCAGACCUCCACCAGUCCAUCAUCGAUGAAGGCGGGGCGCCGCAGCUCAAGGAAGAACAUUUAUGAUCAUUUCUUCAUGGAAAUACAAUCAGACCAAGACGCUAAGGCAGAAGUACUACCGCGUCUGCAGUGAAAAAUGAUUAAUAUGAUGAUAAUACUUCAAGGAAAUGAUAAAGAAAUGAUCAUAAAUGUUCUUCCUUGAGCUGCGGCGCCCCGCCUUCGUCGAUGAUGAUGGACUGGUCGAGGUCUGGCUACAAACAAGCGGCUGCUGGGAGAGAGUAGGUGAGUUGUGUUUAGUCUCUUUGCUAAAGAAAUCAGUCAAAGUUAAAAAGAUGUUUGGUGUCUAGUACUAUGUCUGUGACCCUAUAUGUCCUGUUGAUGAAGUUAGGUGCUGUUCUGAGGAUUAUUUGUGGCUAUAGAGUGGCGUUUUGGCUGAGCGCGACACGUGUGUUCUUAAUUUUACGCCCCUUUUAAGGGUUAUUAUAUAAUGUUUUCAUAAUCAUACUGGGAAUAAAAGUCUAUCAACUGUUGAACUCUAGGAUGUGGUGUUUUCACGAUCAUGAGAGACUGUAUUGGCUUUGAUGACAUGAUCUACAUGUAUAGCUCCAUCUUUUCUUAAAGACAGUUUGAUGUUAAAGUGCUGAAAUAACCAGUCUUUGUGUUUAGAUGUUUCAUGAUGUCAAUUUAUUUAAAGGGGAACUUGUUGGAUUUGUGGGCAGAUCUUGAAUUUUGACACAUGUACGUUAGUUAAACCUGCAGUCCUGGUUUAUGGUUGGCGUUAGUAAAACCAGUUUGAACUGGAUAUUUCCCUGCAGGUCUUACUCUUUUGCGACUCACAAACACAGAGAAAGCUUUUCUGUUUUCUUUGGAGCUCGUGUCUGUCAUGUUGGUCUGUGAUGUCUCUCAGUGAGCUGUCAGCGGAUCUUAAGUGCCCAGACCGGAGGCUCUGUCCUCCUGCCGUGCAUCUACAGUGGGGCUGAGCCUCUUCCUGAAACCGCCUCUGUCUUCUGGAGGGACAACAACAACAGCGUCGUGGUGGACAUCACGAGGAGAAAUCCCGACAUCAGCAACCAGAACCCCAAAUACAAAGGUCGGGUCAUCAGCUUCCAGGAGCAGUUCCAGGUGGGAAACUUCUCCAUCCUGUUGAAGGACUUGACAGAGGCGGACAACAGCUCGUAUGAGUGUAACAUCCCAAAGGUGGACUUCGUGCAGAGACUAUUCCUGAAGGUGUCAGGUCAGUGAGACACAGUUGCUGCUAAUCCUCACCUCUGAAUUUCUACAAACACUUUAAAGUCUAAUGCAAAGGAAAAACAUCAGAUUAUAUGGACGCCUCAGAUGUUAAAUCAGCCAGAAUCAGGAUCUGUAAAGAGAUUCAGUGAGAGGAAGAACAAAGUUGAAGAGUUUGAAGUUUUUAUGUCCGUGAAAAAGUUCAUUUUUUAUGUUUUAGAUCCAUGAAUUAAAGCUGUGAAUACCUCAUUACAGGCUCAGAAACAGCUCCACCCUGCAGUCCGACUCCUUUCCUGUUUAUGUCUGCACUUUGUUCACGCCGGAAAGUAACGUUUACUCAAACUGAAAGAGUUUCUCCCACAAUGCAUUGCACAGGAAGAGGACGGGCUGUCAAUAGAGUGAGGCCUCAGUCGGAGGAGUUUCAGCUCUCAGGUGCCGACGCUCUGUGUUUCUUUUUGCAGGCGAACGUUCGAGAGCUACCACUCCCUCUCCUCGGUCAGCAGGUGGCGCUGUGGUAACAUGCACCACCCCUCUCAUGACUGUGCUCCUUCUCUGUAUGUCUCUGAUCUGCAGAUGAGCUCUCACACUGGACUGAGACACAUCACAGCACCUUUAACAUAG